CAGCAUAGCUGUGAAAUGAAUAUUAUUGUUUUGGAAUACCUGCCUUAGCACACCUGUACACUGUCGUGGUGCUGCAGGGGCAGGAAGAAACUGCGCUCGCAUGAAACUGGUUUUCACUAUAUAAGGAAACCACCAGGCGUAUUUUUACUGCUUGUUACUUAUCACUUACGGUACAGGGUAUGAUUAAGUGAGCUGUUUUAAAACAGCAAUAAAAGCUUUUUGGGACUUCUCGUCUAAGCUUUAAUUUACUGUCUCAUUAUAAUUCAAUUUUUAGUUAUACAAUGAGUAAAUCAACCGGCUCCAAAUUUAAGAAGAUUUUUCAAAAGGCGAAAUCCUCAGAAAAUGACGAAGAACACAACGAAAAACAGUUAAGAAAACAAAUAAGUUUAUCCGGAGAUGCCGCCUGUCCCAUUAGUCCGAACGAGACAAAGAAGAAAACUUUCGGUUCUUGGCGCAAAAAGAAAAAUCCGAACGAGCCUUCCUAUCCCCAAACAGCAGGACCAGAGGAAAGAAAUGACAUCGAGGACUUCGACGAUGACCUCAAUAAAAACAAAUCCUCUGAUACAGUGAGGGUGAAGGCAGAGAGCAAUGCACCGCUGACACUGCCUAGAGAUGCAGAGUUCAGCCCGCAGAUGUCUCACUCCAGUCCAGCUUCACCCAUAAGUAAAUCACAGAAGUCACGGAAUUCUUCAGAAGAGAAGUCUGGAGUCUUGGAGCGCCUGGGAGGUUUUUUUACUUCCAAGAGAAGAAAGAGCAGAGGCUCCUCUGAGGUGUCUGAGGCCCCAACAGAAGACAGGACUCCUGGGGUGGAAAACAGCACGAAGAGUAGCGAGAAAGAAGGGCUCAAACCAGCUAUAGAUGAUUCCCAGUCGGAGGCUCAAUAUAUGUCAAAUGUGUCCGAGGAAGAAGUAGAAAGCAUAAGAAUAUCUCUGUCCGACGUGGGAAUACAGGGAUCUUUGAAAAGCACCACUACAAAGCAGGCCGGCUCACAUUACAACAGUAAAGAGGCAUCUGACAUUCCACCUCCUUCAGAAAAUGAUAGCUGUGGAAAAACAACCUUGAGCAGUGUACCGGUUGUUAAGGUAAACUCACAGACCACAGCGUUGGGUGCAACUGAAGAGACUACAGAGGUAAAGAACGCCAAACAUCCUUCCAGGAAGGAAUCAGAUUCUGAAUCGGAAAAGACAGGAGACACAUCCAAGAAGCUUAAAGUGUACAUAGAAGAGACAAGUGUAAGCAGUAGUCCCGAGAGCUCGAACAGGCCGGUCUUUCAAAAAACACUAAAAAGAAACUUUGAGAUUGUGUCCAGACCGGGUACGAAAUCCAAGGAAAACGCGGAGACAAAUGAUUCCGGAUUAGAAGACGCUUCCGCCGCUCAGACAUCCGAGAGCAAAUUAGAAUCUCUCACAAACAUACAGCACUCGGCAUCCCAGGAAGGCUCCCUUAAUGAAUCAUUUUCUCCCCUCGCGGCUCAACAUCCGGAACAAGAGGCUCUAGGAAAGGACCUUGAAGUCAAAUCCUCAAAAGAAGCUAAAGUUUUUACUGUAGAGGUGUUCCUGCAGUCUGAGAAAGAAAGUGGACCUGAUCUUUCCGCGGAAGGGCUAACGGUGGUGGAAACUGAAGCCAUGGGGAAGAAAACAGUCAAUGACAAAAGCAGGCGCAAUUCGGGGAGAAGAAGGUCCCAGAAAUCCCAUGAGAGCCCGCAGUCGCCUGAAGAAAAAGCAGACGGUGGCUCAAGCAAGAAAGAUGCCCACGAAGAUACAACCCUGGGAGCCGCUGAACCGCUUCCUCAGAAAGAAGCUGAAGCAGAGAAGCGCACGUUAAAGUGUCAAGAGGCUAGGGUGGAAACUUAUUUGAGUGUAACAUCAAAAACAAUUAAGCAACGACACCCAAGCCUUGAGGCUUCAGUUCAGAAUUUGGAGAAUCAAAGCUCAGUGCCGUCUGAGCAUGUGUUACCUAUUACUGUCCACAAAGAGGGUAUGGAUGUUGUAUCAGGCAGGCUCUCAAAUCAGACUGAGACAGGAUCUUGUGGCAGCAAGCCAAUUGCUGCUGUAGCUGCACCAGAAACCUCAUGGGUGGGAAAGACAAACACUGCAGAAUGCUGGGAAGGCGGUCGGAAUUCUUCUGGUGUUGCGUGUGCAGAAGGUCUCUCCUCGGAGGGGAGGACCACAACCCCUCCUUCCGAGUCCGGAAGCAAGUCUUUGAGAGCACCACAUGGUGAAACAGUUGCUCCCAAAAAGGUAGAGCUGAAACCUGAAUUGGGCCAGGAUGGAGCUGAAAGCAGUGGGAAGGCUUGGAAGAAAAGCAAACCAGAGGUAGCAGCCAAGACCCCCCUAAAAUCUGAAGUGAAACUACCACCCAAUUCCAAAAAGGUUGAAAUUGAAUGCAAGGAAACUAACUCGACUGAGAAGAUAGGCAAGGUUGGAGAAAAAAUAAGCUUGUUUGAGAAAAACACAACAAGCUAUGCCAAGAAAGAUUUUCAUGUCAUAAAGAACAUAGCUUGCUCUCCAAAAAUCCCUACAAAAUAUACUGGUCAGGUGAAACUGAAACUACAGAAGUCUUCUCAGAGCAGUGCGAUGGAGGGAAAAAAAACUGAAGUCGUCCAAGUUGAUGGUCAAAAUAAAAUUGAUGAAGGAAACUUACGAACUGAAAACCAAAGGUCUCCUUUAUCACCCACCAAACUGUCGGGUCGCAAAGAUAAAACAGGGAGCGCUAGUUCACCCAAGUUAAAGCAGCCAUCCUCCCCCACUGAAUCGGUUUCAAAUAUUAAGGCGGGUGGUACACGGAUGAAGAGUCGUGUACAGACUCCUACAGAAAAGUACAGUUUUGACUCCUCUGAAAAGGGGGAGCAUCCAGUUAGCGUCUUACCACAAAAGCCAGACAAGGUGCAGAGGGAAGAUUCCACAGAUUCUGUUGUGAAAGAACAACCUACUGCAGGCAAAAUGGAAGCCGUGAAGUCAAAGAUUCCCAAAAAAUCAUUGUCAGAGGGGACUUCAAAAAUACCACUAUCUUUACCUUCUGUAGAGCAGAGUGAGCCAAGUGCUCAAACUGAAGAAGAAAACCUUUCCAAACCUAGCAACAUGACUGUGAAGCAGCACCCUGCUGUGCCAGUUGAUGAAAGUGAAAGACAAAUAGAGCCUAAGGAAGUAAAGGUGAUAGGUUCUAACAGAUCAACUAGUACCCAGGAGACAAUAUUAACCUCCCAGAGUCCAGCAACUACCCUGCAGAGAGAACAGGAGUUGGGCUCAGAGGUCAAAAGCCAGAAAACUACAGAAUCUACUACUUCUGUAAACCAAAGCAUGGAAUCCUCCCCUUGUGAUAACAAGUUGGAUAAAAGCUCCAGAACUGGAAAAUCCUUGCUAAAACCUAUUGAGCAAGAAGCAAGGAUAGGCACUGUGCCUGAGUUACCUAGGUCUGUGCAGCAUGAAGAUACUACAGACUUAGCUCCUGAUGUAGAGCAUUUGUCCCUAAAAGAUAAUUUACCAGAAACAUCAGAACAACGUCCCUCCAUUUCAUCUGAAAUGUUAGAGCACCAUAAAUCAAGCCAAGUUAAAAGGGAUGACAGCCAGACAGCUGGUCUAAACAUCGCACUGCCAGACCUGAUUAUAAAAGAAAGCAAAUUUCCUAGCACUGAUGAAAAGACUUGUGCUGGAGUGCUAGAACCGGGACAGAGGAGCCCUCUUAAAGAACCCACUGAUGUAUCACAGGCUGGGAGCAAGCUGCCUAGGCCUGUUCAGAAGAGUGUCUCAAAACAGCAGAGUCAAAGUGAAACUGCUGGUGGAGGAGGUGAUUCCCCUACAUCGCCUCUGAAGACUCGCAUUGAACAGAAAUUUGACAGCAAAGAUUUACAAAAUCAAAACGAUGAGCUGCAAAAUGACAAAGCACAGAAUGAAAAUACUUUCAGCCAAAGUGUUAGAGACAUGCCUGAGACAGGUUUUGUCAGUACUGGACAGAAUAGUCCCAUCAGAGACACGGCUGAUGCAUUACAUAUUGGAAGCAGACUCCCAAGGCCUAUUCACAAACUUCUGCCUAAACAGAAGUCUAAUGGUGAGCCUACUGGUGUUGAAGAAAUUAUUGAAGCUGCCGAGCCUCUUAUACCACCUCCUAUGAGACAGAAAACCAACGUACAGUUAGAAAGCACGCUGCAUGAACCCAGUGUUCAGCAUUCUUCUGCCCAGCAGCCUAACAUCAUUCCUCAAGAGGCAAAUGAACAAAAUACUUCUAUAGAAGACAAUACCAACAAUGUACCUAACAGUAGUGUUGCUAAAAGGGAGCUGAUUGAACCUGUGAAUAAAAAUAGUACCAACAAACAAAUUCCCAGUAGUUUGGAAUUGGAGGUUAAAGAACUGACAAAGACUGAACAGCAAAGGGUAGAACAGCUUGACAGUAUUACUGUAAGUGCUGAAAGUAAAGUUUCUGAGUCUGGUCAAGCAAAUAAUACUGAGAUGCAAUUUGAGCGUGCUACUCUCAAAGAGGAAAAAGUUUUUCCUGAACCUGAAAGGAAUACCAGCACGAUUAGGACUGAUAAGAAGACUGAUGGAAGCGAAGGUGCUAAAAGUGAAUUUACAAAACCCGAGCAAGCUAAACCUGCUAUUGUAGUAUCACAGUCUCAGGGAAAUUUGGCUACUGUUGAAGAAAAACAUAAGGAAGAAAAUGUUGUGAAUGCCUUGGAAGCUGUUGCACUUGUCCAAAACCAAAAUGUGGUACCUUUAUGUGAAUCAGCAACACAAGCACGUGAAGGAUCCCAGCUUACAGAGCAGAAGCCCUCUAUUAUAGAUGCAAAUAGUUCAGUUCAGAACAGACUGACUAACGCACAGCCUGCGGACUCUGUUGUAGCUAUGCAACCUAAUACAGAAACGUCAAUGAUCAAUUCUCAUGUUCCCUUAAGAGAUAGUGUGGUUUCAGAGAAGCCAUCUGACCGUCUCAUGAUUCACUCUAGUACUGAGAUUUCUUUGUUAGUGAAGAAAUGUAAAGAUGAAAAGACAGACACAUCUUUGAAUGAUGGAACUACAGUUAAAAAGAGAGGUAACUCUGAGCUUAAUGAAGAUCAUAGGGUUGUACCCAUUAAUGCAUCGGAAAAAAUUGUGAAGGACAAUGUAUCUAAAGAGACAGUGAAGACUUCAGAUGAUGAUUCACGUGGUGUAGUUGUAGUUGAAAAUAAAGCCACCCAGCCCGCUGUAGCUAACACAAAGGCUGUACACUGCAGUCCUUUGGACUCGCGUGCAGAAUCAGGGAUUCCAGUAAAGGGUAGUGCUAAAUCUAGUUAUCGGGAUGAGAAACCUUUAUUACUCAAAGAGACAGAUUCAAAGACUGUGCUUAAAAGCACAAAGGACGUUACAGAAGGCAAACAGAAUACAGCCACACCACAGUUUACUAUUGGAGCAAAACGCCCUUUUCCUCCUGAGACCAUAAAGGGUAAUGCAUCAGUUAAGGAAACCCCAUCGAGUUGGUUAGAUGUGGACAAUAGUUUUGGGAAAAAACAGACAAAAAAGGAAGGGAAGCUGAACACAUCUAAAAGUGAAGACAGGAGUCUGGACACGUCAGGUGAUUUUCAGGACUUUAUAGAGAACAUCAAGAACCUUGGCAGUCCCUUUUCUUUGCCACCAAAAAAACACAAAGGUCUCAAAUCGCUGUCACCCCCAUUUGCCAUGCCACCCAUCAAAGAAGACAGAUUCGAGAAAACCUUAGAUCCAGAUUUCUUCAAAUUUGGUCUGGGAAAAAAAGAUGGACUGAAAGACCCGACUCCAGCAAUGUCAGUCAAGCUGCAAAGCAGUGAAGCAAAAAGCAAAUUUGCGCCCAAGCGUGUAACUGCAGAGCAGAGCAUGCUUUAUAAAUCCCUCCUGCCGUUGAGCAAAACCACAGGUCAGGAAACUAAAAUGGCUGAGAGCAAAGAGAAAGAGACUCAGGAAGAUCUAGGGAAAGCAAAAUCUCGUCUCGAGAGAAGUUCUGUACUUGCAAGUCUGCUGAAUUCCUCGAGUACAUCAAAAACAAAUCUGCCAAACACUAGUACAGGACCUGGCAGUGUGGUUUCUCCUUCCACUGCCCAAGCAAAAUCACUGCUGGCAACACAGUCCAGCACAUUCUCACCUUUGCCUAUAACAGAUGUGGGUGGGAGGGCUCCAGAGUUUGAGAAACCACUAUCUGCAGCAAGUGACUCACUCUCCCUCCCAUCUGAUUUCCCAACCCUGUCGUUUUCUGAUGUCAAGUUGCCAAGUUAUUUGGAGAAGUACCUCCAGCCAGACAGUGCAAAAGCUGAACUCAGCUCGGAAGCUAACCUCCAAAUAACAGAAAUGAAUGUGCCUAAAUUUGGAAUGGAGUUUGGUUACAGCACAAGUCACAGCAGGCUUGAAAAUGGACCUCUGGACCUUCCAGGAUCAAUCAAUCCAAGCCUCUUUGAAGCAGCUCAGACUCCACUGCCUUUCAUUCCAGCAAACACUGAGAUACCACUCAUAGAUCAAAGAAGAAUCCAUAAGCGACCGGGGAAGAUUGUCAUUCAUGAGCUGCCACAGUUUGGCGGGGAAGCAUUUGAAAUUUGCAAAGAUGUAGAGGAUGCCAGUUAUAUGAAAUUGUCACCUGUGAUUUCAGUCAAGGUGUUAAGAGGAUGCUGGAUUUUAUAUGAAAAGCCCAAUUUUGAAGGCCGUACAAUAGCCUUGGAAGAAGGGCCAACCGAGCUUGAGAAUGUCUGGAGUGAGCCUGUCUGUGAAGAUAAAGUAGAUGCUGAGACACAGCAGGACCCCACUUCUCCCAUGGUAAUCGGCUCCAUUAGACUUGUGGUAAAUGACUACAGUAUCCCUCAGAUCGACCUGUACACAGAGCCUCAGGGUUUGGGAACUGUGACGAUGUACUGUGAUGACACUUUGGAAACAUGCACAUAUGGAUUACCACUUUGCACAGAGUCUGUCAAAGUUCAUUCUGGCGUCUGGCUGGUGUUUGAUCAACCUGGCUUCCAGGGAGCUCUGUCUGUGCUGGAGCCAGGAGAGUAUCCCUGCCCUGAGUCAUGGGGAUUUCAUGAGCCAUUUGUCAGAUCUCUAAGGCCUCUCAAAAUGGGUGGACUGAAGGUAGAGAAGCCUACUGAACCAAAGGCUAUUGUCUAUGAAAAGCCGUCAUUCGAAGGAGAAUUUGUAGAGGUUGAUAAAGAUGUUUUCAGCUUUGUUCGGGAAGAUGAGAAUUCAGAGAUUUCAACUUGUUGGGUAAAGGAACUGAGUUCUGUUGGCUCCAUCAAAAUCCUUGGUGGACUCUGGGUGGGUUAUGAAAAGGUGGGGUUUGAAGGACGACAGUAUGUCCUCGAAGAAGGAGAGUAUCCACACUGGAGGGACUGGGGAGGAUGUGAUGGGAAGCUCCUGUCUUUGAGACCUGUGGUGGCCGACUUUUUGUCACCAAGCAUGAAAAUGUACAGUGACAAAGACUUUGGAGAUAAAGGAAGCAACAUUGCUGUUUUGGGAAUGAUUGCAAACAUGGAGGACACAGGUUAUGGAAUAAAGACACAGUCAAUUGAGGUCAUAAGUGGUGUGUGGGUGGCCUUUGAGAGUCCUGACUUUACUGGAGAAAAAUAUGUCUUAGAAAAAGGAUUAUACAAUAACUUUGAAGACUGGGGAGCAAAUAAUUUUAAAAUCUCAUCCGUUCUGCCUGUGUUUCUGGAAACGCUUUGUGGUUCAGAACCAAAAUUUAAGGCUCAGUUAUUUUCAGAGCCUGACUUUCAGGGCAGCUGUCACACCCUGGAGGACAGUUCACCAACCCUUCCCCAGUCAUUCACACUGGGGUCCUGCAAGAUUUUGUCUGGAAGUUGGAUAGCCUAUGAAGGACAAGGGUUCGAGGGACACAUGUAUGUGCUGGAAGAGGGAGACUAUCCUGACCUGAUUGCAUUAGGCUGCCCCAAUCUCAACUCAUCUAUCCAAUCCAUGCAGAUAUCAGGUUUUGAAUUCUCUCAGCCUUACAUUACACUGUAUGCUAAAGCAGACUUCAGAGGGAAGAGAAUUAUUCUGAAAGAAGGUGAAGUGAACCUGCAGUUAGCGGGAUGCAGUCCCCAUGUCUUCUCUGUCAAUGUGGAAGGAGGAAUGUGGGUAGUUUAUGAACAGAGCAAUUACAGAGGUCGUCAGAUUCUGCUGCUGCCAAGUGUUAUACCUGACUGGCACAGAUACAGCAAAUGGCACAAAAUUGGCUCCUUGCGUCCUUUAUUCCAGAAACAAGUUUUCUUUAGAAUUCGGAACAAGGAAACUGGGACACUGAUGUCAAUCACUGGCACCCUUGACGACAUAAAACUGAUGCGAAUUCAGGCUCUGGAGGAUACUGGGGCUUUUGAACAGAUCUGGUUCUAUCAAGAUGGUCUCUUAAGAUGCAAGAUGUUGGAAGACUGCUGCUUGGAAACUGUAGGCAGUAUUAUUAUGGCUGGCUGCAGGCUAACCCUUUCACCCGAGCCAGGGAAAGAGACCCAUUUCUGGAGUAUCACUCCUGAUGGCCUCAUCAGAUGUAACGCGAAACCAGAACUUGUUUUAGAAGUAAAAGGAGGUCAACAGUUUGACAAAAACCAAGUGAUCAUCAAUACUUUUGAUGAUAAGAAGCUGAAUCAAAAGUGGUCUGUGGAGAUCCUGUGAAGCAGUGACUGUCACAGAGGAGCUCUACCAUGCCUUCCUAUAGGAGCUUAUAAAAGAGAAGUGUCUCCAACCAGAAGACAUUAAUUUCUGAGUCUCCAAAUGGAGUGUGUUCUUAGCUGUAAAUGUUUAAUUAUGAAGAACUGCUCCUUAGCUAAAUGAUCUGAAAUAUUUUUUUAUGACAAUUACCCAUGUUAGGUAAAUAACAGUGUAGGACGCAAAUGUUUGUAAUUAGAACCUUCAUAUGUAAUAUCUAAAAGACAAAGGGAAAAAAACAGAUGUCCGUAUUCUAAAGCAUUUAGAAAUUCUCAGGGCUAUGAGUUCAAUAUAAAUGGAACAACAGACCACACUUUACCAUAUCUAAGAAAAAACCUGUAAGUUUAGAAGUGUGUGCAUGAACCUUUUUAGAAAUAUUAUUUAUUUGACGAAUCCUUAUUUGGCACAUACUAAGUUCUAUAGUAAGCAUAAGGACUUGAACUGUAAAAUCUAUUUUACUUUGUUCAUCAAAAACGUAUAUAUGGGAGUGGAAGUUUUCUUGUUGAUUUUGGAACAUUGUUAAAAUGCUUUAGAUGGUUAUAUUAAAUAAUUGCCAUUGGGAAGUGCCACAGAUGCUGUUGUGAAGCAACGUGUGGUUCAAAACAAAACCUUAUCUAUUGUUUUGGUGUAAAGGAAAGAAUGUCGCAAAGUCUAAGCACUGCUUUCAGCUCAUGACUUGAUAAGGUCUUUCAUUAAAAAGAUGAAUAAUGUUGUUAUUCAGAUUGCUUAACUUCGGAAGACAAUUUAGGCAGAGAGAAACAUUUAGAACCAUCUCAACAUGUGGUCUAAUAAAAAUCUUAACACAGGGUAUAUAUUUUGUAAACUGGCAUUUCCCAGCAUUUAGUACAGGUAAUAUUCUACCUUCAGUUAAUCUCAUCUUUUGUUACACAUUUGUUUUGCUUUUUUAUUGUAACCGCACUACUAAUAUUGCAAAGUGUAAUAUUGAGAUUGUUGUAUUCUAAUGUACGUUGUUGACAUGCAAGUGUAAAAAGUGUGUUUCUGCUUUCAUUUUUUUUGAGUUCUUGUUUACUGAAAAGGGUUCUAGAACUUUUAGAUGUUUUAAGGACGUCAAUGUAAAACCAUUGCAUUUAUCUAAUAAAAGUUUUUUAAGCUAAA
Molecule: messenger RNA, 9740 nt
Organism: Lepisosteus oculatus (spotted gar)
Lineage: Eukaryota; Metazoa; Chordata; Actinopteri; Semionotiformes; Lepisosteidae
Gene: crybg1a
Product: crystallin beta-gamma domain containing 1a
Source: RefSeq, a predicted model, not a curated record